GGCCCAGUGGCCGCUGCGUGUAAUGUUAUAAUAACUCUGCCUUUCUUUCGUAUAUAUUGUACAUCUUAAACAGUAACGUCAGAACAUUAUACAUUAUUAUUUAAGCACCGUUUAGUGGAGAACAUAUACAUUAUCUUUAAAGAAACAAGUGGUUGGUUUGGGUUGUUGGCUAGUCGUACAGCCAAUGUCUAUCCAGUUCUUCAAUCUGAAAAUCGUUAGCCGAGGGGCAGUGAGCAAUGAACACGCUGGCUGCUUCGCUCCACCUGCUGAAGCUGUCCGUUAGGAGGCUGGGAUCACCUCACACGUGUGGAAGGAAAUUCCACAGACUCGCUGGGUUCCAGUCCUGUGCACCUCAAAACUUUCAAGACUAUGAAAGCCUCCGUCAGCUGUACAGACCAGAGGCGCCCGAGUAUUUCAACUUUGCGAAGGAUGUGCUGGACAGAUGGGCUGAGAGGGAGAAGGAUGGGGAGAGGCCAUCAAACCCUGCCCUGUGGUGGGUGAACAAUGCCGGAGAAGAAAUCAAAUGGAGCUUUGAGGAACUCGGGGUGCGUUCCAGGAGAGCAGCGAAUAUCCUGGCGGGAGCUUGUGACCUACAGCCCAGAGACAGGCUUCUCCUCAUCCUACCCAGAGUGCCGGAGUGGUGGCUUGUGAACGUGGCCUGUUUGAGGACAGGGACUGUCCUCAUCCCUGGGACCGCCCAGCUCACUGCCAAGGACAUCCUUCACAGGCUCCUCAGCUCCAGCGCCAGAUGCAUUGUCACAGAUGAGAGCCUGGCCCCUCUCGUAGACGCCGUGGCAGCGGAGUGCCCCUUCCUGAAAGCCAAGCUGCUGGUAUCACAGCAGAGAAGAGAAGGCUGGCUGAACUUCACAGAGCUGUCAAAGGCUGUAUCAAGCGACCACACCUGUGUGAAGACUAAGAGCAGUGAUCCGAUGACCAUCUUCUUUACCAGCGGAACCACAGGCUCUCCGAAAAUGACCCAACACAGCCACUGUAGCUUUGGAGUCGGGCUGGCCGUCAAUGGCAGGUACUGGCUGGACCUGAGCCCGGGGUCUGUUAUGUGGAACACCUCCGAUACUGGCUGGGCCAAGUCUGCCUGGAGCAGCGUGUUCGCCCCCUGGAUCCAGGGAGCCUGCGUGUUCGUGCAUCACAUGCCACGCUUCGAAGCCACCACUGUUUUAGAGACUUUGUCCAGAUUCCAGAUAAGCACAUUCUGCUCGGCCCCCACUGUAUACCGGAUGCUUGUGCAGGAGGACCUGGCCAGGUACCGGUUUAAAAGCCUUCAGCACUGUGUGAGUGCCGGCGAGCCCAUGAAUCCGGAAGUGAUGCAGCAGUGGAAACACAAGACCGGCCUUGAAAUCUAUGAAGGAUACGGGCAAACGGAGACGGUUCUCAUUUGUGGCACUUUCAAAGGGAUGAGAAUCAAGCCUGGAUCAAUGGGGAAGCCGUCACCAGCGUACGAUGUGCAGAUUAUAGAUGAGAACUGCAGCCCUCUUCCAGCAGGACAGGAAGGAGACAUCGCAAUCCGAGUGAAACCCAACAGGCCGUUUGACCUCUUCUCUGGAUACACUGAUGAUCCUGAGCGCACGGAGCUUUGCUAUCGGGGGGAUUUCUUCCUCACUGGAGACAGGGGGGUGACGGACCAGGACGGCUACUUCUGGUUUGUGGGAAGAUCUGAUGAUGUCAUUCUAUCUGCAGGGUACCGCAUCGGCCCCUUUGAGGUGGAAAGCGCGCUGAUAGAACACCCAGCAGUGGCAGAGUCGGCUGUCGUUAGCAGUCCUGACGCAGUCCGGGGAGAGGUUGUGAAGGCCUUUGUUGUUCUGACUCCUCACUAUCAACACCAAGACCCACAGAGCCUUGCUGUAGCGCUACAGAACCACGUGAAGCAAGUCACAGCUCCCUACAAAUACCCACGGAAGAUCGAAUUUGUGGAAAGCUUGCCCAAGACAAUCAGUGGCAAAAUCAGAAGAGUUGAACUGAGGAACAAAGAAUGGGGAAGAACAUAGAAGUGCCCUAGAUCUAAGAGAGUCCUGUCUGACAAUUUAUACUUCACAAGACUGUGUAUGUUCACAGUACAAAAAGCCUGUAGUAUAUAUGCUGGCUGUGUUUAUAUCUGUAACUCUAAAGGAAGCCUUCCUCCCCUCUGUAAGUCUAAAAUGCUCAGACUCAGAACGCCAUGGGCCUUGUCUUUCCUCUGCUCUGUUUUCUUGUGAUUUGACACAGUGAUCACAGUGGAAACAGCUGAUUUUGUACCAAAAUAUUAUUUUUAACUGAGCUCUGAAAUACAUUUACAAUCAAACCAAA
Molecule: messenger RNA, 2301 nt
Organism: Polyodon spathula (Mississippi paddlefish)
Lineage: Eukaryota; Metazoa; Chordata; Actinopteri; Acipenseriformes; Polyodontidae
Gene: acsm3
Product: acyl-CoA synthetase medium chain family member 3
Exons: 14
Coding region: 237-2003 (588 amino acids)
Biological process (GO): fatty acid biosynthetic process; acyl-CoA metabolic process
Cellular component (GO): mitochondrial matrix
Molecular function (GO): fatty-acyl-CoA synthase activity; fatty acid ligase activity
Source: RefSeq, a predicted model, not a curated record